This is a messenger RNA of Boeremia exigua, 381 nucleotides long. RefSeq names its product ribosomal protein L34-domain-containing protein. The transcript is spliced from 2 exons. Gene Ontology annotation, biological process: translation. Gene Ontology annotation, cellular component: mitochondrial large ribosomal subunit; ribosome. NCBI's taxonomy places the organism in Eukaryota, Fungi, Ascomycota, Dothideomycetes, Pleosporales, Didymellaceae. Gene Ontology annotation, molecular function: structural constituent of ribosome. The record is from RefSeq and is a predicted model, not a curated record. The coding region runs from base 1 to 381 and encodes 126 amino acids.
AUGAACGCCCUCCGCUGUCUGCGCGCCGUCGCCCGUCCGGCCAUGGCCACGCCGUCCAUGGCGCAAGCCGCCCGCAACAUGUCGCUCCUCAGCGCCCGCCGCCCCAUGCUCGCCCCGGCGUCGCUGCCAUCGACGCUCGCCGCCCCCGGCGCCCCCGCCGCUGCCACACGCUCCCCCGAGACGCUCGACAUCAUGGGCAAGAUCUCGGCGUCGCCCGCCUUCGCCGGCGUGCAGAUCCGCUGCGGGCCGCGCGACACAUACAAUCCCUCGCACUUUGUGCGCAAGCGGAGACACGGCUUCCUGAACAGGCUGCGGUCGAAGAAGGGGCGGAAGCUGCUGAUGAGGAGGCUGACGAGGGGGCGCUGGAACCUGAGCCAUUAG